GUCAUGAAGCCGAAGCUGAAAGACUUGAACGAAAAUAUAACAUGCAGCCUGUGUUUUGGUUAUCUCAUCGAUGCUACUACUGUCAUUGAAUGUUUGUGCACAUUUUGCAAAACGUGUAUUGUCAAGCAUCUCGAUGAACACAACACGUGCCCCAAAUGCAAUGAAGUAAUACAUCAGUCGCAUCCCAAAGAGCACAUUAGAUACGACAGAACCCUCCAAUCUAUUGUAUACAAGGUAGUACCAGGACUCCAGAAGCAGGUAGAUGAUCAGAGAGCAGAGUAUGAGUCCACCCACCCAGAGGUUCCCAACACUCCCCCCUCUGAUAAGGGGUCGGAUGGUGAGGAAUGUAAUGGUGAUACUAAUGGUAAAUCUCCUCCCCGCCGCGCCAGGUCGCCGCUACCACCACUACACAACACAUGUGACUACAUUGUACCAGUACAAGUAGAUCCUCACAAGACCACUGUGAAUGGUAACAGCAGCAGUGACUCUGAGAUGGAGGACAAGAACGGAACACUACAGGAGCUCUCUAAACCAAUCCUUGGUUGUCCGGCUAGGUGCCCCAUCAGAGUUAUCAAGAAGUUCGUCCAGACUAAACUCAAUGUUCAGCAGGAAGAUUUGGACAUAUUGUGUAAUGAUGAGAUACUGGGUAAAGACCAUACUCUUGAGUUUAUCAAGAUGACGAGAUGGAGAACUAAGGAUUUACCCCUGGUGUUGACUUACAGAGUGCGACCAGACAUUUGAGUUAAUGAUAAUAGUUAACGAUCUACCAUCGUGUUUCCAAUUGCUUCUUUGACGACGAGAGAUAAGACACAGUGGUGCAUUCUUCAACAGGACAAAAGUGUUUUAGAUGCAUUUCUGAUCUGAGUUUUCAUUAUGUUUCGAGUUUAAUUUAUACAUUUAUUUACCGCGGUCAAAGCAUGUAUCUAAUUUGAAGCGAAAGUAUUUGUCACGGACAGAUACAGGAUUAUCACGAAUGUUAAUAUUACGUCAUAUCUUUUCUUAGAGAAAUUUCACGAGCAUUUAUGAGUUAAAAAUUUGCUUUUGUCUGCAUACUUGUACAUCCAACCUGACACCAACGUUCACAUCAAGUGCUUAUUACUUUUCGUAAUUAAAUCUUUUAUGAGAUUAAGUUUUGACAACAGUUUUGUUCACGACUCAUGAGUCAUGAUCACUUAUAAGCUAAUGUCACAUUAUUAUACUGAUAAUGUUUAAUAGGUAGAUUGUCUCGAUGAUAUAUACCGAAAAAACUGUUUAGCGUAAAUAUCAUAUGAAGCCAUCUGUUGCAUAUUAUGACAGCAUACCGCAUAAUUUACGUAAUUUGUUGAUUUAUCGACUGCGGAUUUGGAACACGCGGAGAUAUUUUCUGUUAUUUGUACGUACUUUGAGACGCGCAUUUUAACGCGCGCAACCGCUUUCCCACUGGUUAUAUGCCAAAUUUCGAAUAUCCGCCUAUUUUAAUACGACUUCAUGCCCUGGUGUAUGGGAAUGAACAAUGAAACCAGAUCAUUGUUUAACCUCUCAUAAAAUGAUCUCUAAUUUUACAAAGAUAAUAAUUUAUUGUCUUACUUUGGGUGUCAAAGCGAGACUGUCGUGAGUCGACAUCAAUGAUUUGCCCAACAUUUUCCGAUUACCAUGACGUGUUCACGGUGUAGCAAACCUUUCAUAUAAGGGGUGAUAUUGUAAUCUCAUAGAAGUGGCCCACUGUUCAUUAUAUCCUUCUCCUCGCCCGGAACGCUGCACCUCGGUGUCCUUUGCCCCUUUGUUAUCCGCUAGCCAGGCGAUGUAAAUGUAUCUCUGGAGGGUGAGCUGCUUACUACUCAGCCUCGCUUGAUCGCCCAUUGCUACGAUAAUAACAGACUGGGUAGCCUUGUAUCGAAUAUCCCCAUGUAAAACUGUAGAAUACUGAUCACUGUUCUCGUCAGAGAAGAUAAUGAACGAAGAGUCACCUUAUUUAAGUAUUUAGAGAAUACUGGUCACAACAGCGGUUACAUUCUACAUUGUGAUAGAUCUCGUAUUCCUGGCACGCAAUUCGACUUUGAAAUUUGUGAAUGUUUAAUUUUGCCCUACAAACUAUUCAUUAGCUCGUGUAUUAAAUUGGAAUAGCAACCGCUUUCCACAGUCUCUGGAGUCUGGAACGUUCUUUAGUGGUCAGUUUGUCUGUGUCUUUACGUAUAAAUUACUUCAGCUGAUCUUUGGAACUAAGACCUGAGCAGUUGUGGUCAAUUUAAUGCAGCUAUUGUUGAGGAAUGUGGUGCAUUUUCAUGUUCCGUGUUGGUACAAACAAAACUGGGUUGUUUUUUUUUCUGUCAUGAAACGUAAAAAUAAGGUUUGAACAUGAAUUGUGUCAUCUGUAAUAUAACAAUAAUAACAAUUUAAUACAUAUAUGUAUCAUGAAUAUUGGCGCUACAAUAUGCACUGCACCGCAAUUAACCACAUGAGUGCGAAGAAAGAGAAUCAUUGGCAUUCUACAUUACCGACAUUUUACAUAUCAAUUAUACUAGCUUCAACAAAUAUAAUUAUCUUUGAAUUUAUUAAAAAUCUUCUGGCACUAGUGCAUUUCUUAAAAUUCGACAUUAAUCUGUGUUUUUU
Messenger RNA from Bolinopsis microptera, 2589 nucleotides. Its product is annotated as polycomb group RING finger protein 3-like. Gene Ontology annotation, cellular component: PRC1 complex. The transcript is spliced from 7 exons. The record is from RefSeq and is a predicted model, not a curated record. Lineage: Eukaryota; Metazoa; Ctenophora; Tentaculata; Lobata; Bolinopsidae. The coding region runs from base 4 to 741 and encodes 245 amino acids. Gene Ontology annotation, biological process: regulation of transcription by RNA polymerase II.